UGCAGCCAAUCCCAGCGGUGUUCAGGGUCAGGUGAUGCCCAUGGAGGAGUUGGGGUGUAGCUCAGGAUGGGGGGUGAGGGUGAAGGGGGAGCAGGGGAAGAGAGAGGACAGGCGGCUGGCAGGGGUGUGUGGUCUGGCUAACAGUGGUAACUCCUGCUACAUGAACGCUGUGCUGCAGUGUCUCUUCUCCACUGUGCCGUUGGUGGAACACCUUCUCAGCUCACACAAACGCUCCCAGCUGGCCAAGCGUAACAGUCCUGUAGCGGGGGUGUUUGUGCACCUCUUCCAGGAGGUGUGGCAGGGUCAGGGGGGUACCAGCUUCACCUCUCCAGGGGAGAUGAGGGCCUUGGUCUCCUCCCUGCACCCCCAGUUCAACAACCAAUCACAGCAGGACGCCCAGGAGCUACUCCUCCUCCUGCUCAACGCCCUGCAUGAUGACCUCAAGAAUACUCCUUCCACACGACUCCGUCCAUACGACUCCGUCCACACGACUCCUUCCACACGACUCCUUCCACACGACUCCUUCCACACGACUCCUUCCACACGACUCCUUCCACACGACUCCUUCCACACGACUCCGUCCACACGACUCCUUCCACAUGACUCCUUCCACACGAAGGGGGAGAGACGACAGACACGUUCUUCCCAGCGGUUGUGUCUGGGCAGGAAGUCGCUCAGCUCGGCGCCAGCGGCGGGGGAUUCUACGGUGGUGACACGUCUCUUCGAGGGACAACUCAGCUACCAGAUGCUGUGUCUGCGCUGUGACGGACACUCCCACAGCAACCAAGUCUUCACCAUCCUGUCUCUGCCUAUACCACUGGACUCAUACAAGUGCUCCCUACAGGAACUGCCUGUCGCUGUUCUUCCAGCAGAAAAGACGUUGACUUGUGGAGAUCAGGGAUUUGUCCAGAGUGUGGGUGAAGAGAACACAGCUGUCCUCACCAGCAUGGCCAAACCACCUGAGAUACUGGUGCUGCACCUCAAGCGUUUUGGUUGCCAUGGGAGUGAGAAGAGGAAGUUGAGGACCAAUGUGUUGUUCUCAUUGGACAGUUUAGACCUAACCCCCUUCCUGUCCAGACCCUCAGCCAAUCACACCAGCUACUCUCUCUACGCAGUGGUGAACCACGCAGGAGACCUGGACAUGGGUCACUACACGGCCCUGUGCCACAGUACCCUGUCCAGCAGCUGGCACCACUUCGACGACACGGCCGUGAGCGAGGUAGUGGACUUCUUGGUGCAGUCUCCUAACGCCUACAUCCUGCUGUACAGCCGUCAACCCUUCCACAGGCCCAACAUACCCCAGAUCUGACCCACCACAGGCCCAACAUACCCCAGAUCUGACCCACCAUACCCCAGAUCUGACCCACCACAGGCCCAACAUACCCCAGAUCUGACCCACCAUAGGCCCAACAUACCCCGGAUCUGACCCACCACUGACCCAACAUACCCCAGAUCUGACCCACCACAGGCCCAACAUACCCCAGAUCUGACCCACCAUAGGCCCAACAUACCCCAGAUCUGACCCACCACAGGCCCAACAUACCCCGGAUCUGACCCACCACAGACCCAACAUACCCCAGAUCUGACCCACCACAGGCCCACCACAGACCCACCACACCCCAGAUCAGACCCACCACACCCCCGCACAGACCCACCACACCCCAGAUCCACCACAGACCCACCAUAGACCCAGCACAGACCCACCACAGACCCACCAUACCCCAGAUCUGACCCACCACAGGCCAAAAACAUACCCAGUCCCAGGAUCCAACUAGGACCCGUGCUCUCCUAGCCACUACUCAUUCCACAACUUACCACGGCUCUAGGCCCAGCAUAUCCUCUAACUGGGACCCACCACAGACCCAACUUACCACGGCUCUAGGCCCAGAAUAUCCUCUAACUGGGACCCACCACAGACCCAACUUACCACGGCUCUAGGCCCAGAAUAUCCUCUAACUGGGACCCACCACAGACCCAACUUACCACGGCUCUAGGCCCAUCAUAUCCUCUAACUGGGACCCAUCACAGGCCCAACUUACCACGGCUCUAGGCCCAGCAUAUCCUCUAACUGGGACCCACCACAGACCCAACUUACCACGGCUCUAGGCCCAGAAUAUCCUCUAACUGGGACCCACCACAGGCCCAACUUACCACGGCUCUAGGCCCAUCAUAUCCUCUAACUGGGACCCACCACAGACCCAACUUACCACGGCUCUAGGUCCAGCAUAUCCUCUAACUGGGACCCACCACAGACCCAACUUACCACGGCUCUAGGCCCAUCAUAUCCUCUAACUGGGACCCACCACAGACCCAACUUACCACGGCUCUAGGCCCAUCAUAUCCUCUAACUGGGACCCACCACAGACCCAACUUACCACGGCUCUAGGCCCAGCAUAUCCUCUAACUGGGACCCACCACAGACCCAACUUACCACGGCUCUAGGCCCAGCAUAUCCUCUAACUGGGACCCACCACAGACCCAACUUACCACGGCUCUAGGCCCAUCAUAUCCUCUAACUGGGACCCACCACAGACCCAACUUACCACGGCUCUAGGCCCAGCAUAUCCGUCUAACUGGGACCCACCACAGACCCAACUUACCACGGCUCUAGGCCCAUCAUAUCCUCUCACUGGGACCCACCAUAGGCCCAACUUACCCAUCAUGCCCUAUAUCUGACACAUCACAGGCGAAAAACAUACCGUGGCUCUGAUCAAGACCCAGACUGGUAGAGCCCACAGCUAGCCCACAAAAUGCCAACCAGCCCCUAGUCUAGCCCAUACCCUGUUCAUGUUUGCAGAUCUGAGGGAAUUGGAUAGGUGAUGGCUCCAUUUUACUGUCCAACGAGCUUAGUGAAGCUUCCUCCCACCCAAUUAGGUGGGCUUGGG
Molecule: messenger RNA, 2885 nt
Organism: Oncorhynchus nerka (sockeye salmon)
Lineage: Eukaryota; Metazoa; Chordata; Actinopteri; Salmoniformes; Salmonidae
Product: ubiquitin carboxyl-terminal hydrolase 50-like
Exons: 7
Biological process (GO): protein K48-linked deubiquitination; Ras protein signal transduction; protein K63-linked deubiquitination
Cellular component (GO): midbody; extrinsic component of plasma membrane; postsynaptic density
Molecular function (GO): cysteine-type deubiquitinase activity
Source: RefSeq, a predicted model, not a curated record